AUGAGCUGUCAGCCGCGCUCCAAGGCCGCAGAGGCCGCCAAUGCCGCGUCUCAAGCGAAGACCGCUGCCCAGCUGCGGAUGGAGGUUAAGCUGCUGGAGAACGCCAUCGACGAUCGCAAGCUCCUCUUCCUGGAUCUGUGCGAGAAGUGCGGUGCGUCGGUGGCCGCGGGAAGCUCAGCUGAUUGGGUAACGCCACCUGAAGAUCCUGAAGCAGAGGAACGUCGACUCACAAACCGAAACGCAUUCCUGCGCGAUGAACUUCAGGCUUUAGACGCCCUGGAGCGGCAGUACACCAGUGAUCCGCGGGUACGCGACAAGCGCAACGAGGUACGACUGGUGCAGAUGCAGAUUGCACAGGUAGAGCAAGAGGUGAGUACGCUGCAGGAGGUGAAGAGGCGGCGCGACAAGGGGCUGCGCGCGAUUGGGCGCACUGAGGAACAAGCUCGACGAAUGCGCGGACAGCAGCACGAGAUGAAUUCGGAGAUGCGGGAGGAGGUACGGAAGCUGACGGAGUCGCUUCGGGAACUAGAAAAGAUGGACAUGGAGAUGCAUGCGCGGUGCGCGAGGCUUCAAGAUCAGGUGAAGCUCUCCGUUACAGACGCCGAUGUCGAGAGACUACAACAAGAGAUGCAGCGGCAGAACAUAGAGAUUGGAAAACUUACCGCCAGGGAGGACAUGUGGCGGAAGCAACGUGCAUCGGUGCGUGAGGAGGACCACCGCAUAGUUGCGAAGUACCACCAGGAAUGCGCGAGGCUAGCCGAAGAGGCAGAGCGCCUCCAGGCGCUUCUGUCUCAGAAGGAUUUGGAGCUGAAGCGGAGUUAUGACCUGGUAAGACGCUUUGGUGGCGUGCCCGGUGCUAGGAUGAGUGGCGUCAGCGGCGGAGGUGAUGAUGAGGAGUUGGGGGACUCGCUGCCCGUCUCUUAG
Messenger RNA from Leishmania braziliensis MHOM/BR/75/M2904, 924 nucleotides. RefSeq lists its product as hypothetical. The transcript has a single exon. NCBI's taxonomy places the organism in Eukaryota, Euglenozoa, Kinetoplastea, Trypanosomatida, Trypanosomatidae. Bases 1 to 924 code for a protein of 307 amino acids. The record is from RefSeq and is a predicted model, not a curated record.